Messenger RNA from Phaedon cochleariae (mustard beetle), 7106 nucleotides. NCBI's taxonomy places the organism in Eukaryota, Metazoa, Arthropoda, Insecta, Coleoptera, Chrysomelidae. The record is from the annotation of a GenBank genome assembly.
GAAAAUAUUCCCAAACUUAAUUAUUGGGAAUCAUUAGAAAUCAACGAAUUACCGCUUUGGAAUUCGUUUUCUCAGUACGUAAAACUGCUUGAUCAUUAGUUGUCAUUCUAGCAUCUGGGAACCGCCUCUAGAUGUGCCAAUAGAUGAAGAGGAUGAAGAAAAGUAUUUGCAGGAAGCUCGAAAGCUAUACGACCAUGUGAACGAAAUUGAAAAGUCUUACGGCCCUAAACCUUUACAGACCAUUCCGCUACCGAGGCCGUUGAAGGAAUAUACUUGGCUGGCUUUAGCAGACACUGUCGUAUUUUUACAUCGAUAUCUGACAGACAAUGGAAUGAGUCAUUUCACCUUCAUAGAUAUGAACAGAUGUAUGAGCGAAAAUUCGGAACCGAAGAUUUUCAAGCUUCCUCAAACCGAAAUCGAAAAUGAACCGAGAGCUAACGAGGAAAUGCCAGAAGAGAAAAGAAGCGAGACGGUGAUUGCCGAAGUGGUGGCGGAAACCGACGAAAAAAUGGAUACUAACGUGCCGCCAGAAAGACGACCUUCCCAAAAUAGCGAGACGAAUAAUGAGGGACAAGAUAAUACUCCCGUGCAAACAGAUAAUGAUGAGGAGCAGAACAUGGACCAAGACACCGAACAAGAAGACAACACCGAAUCGAAAGAAAAAGGCAGAAGAGGGUCGAAGCGCAAGCGCGAUUUGUUGUCCGAUCUGCGCACUUGGGGUUGGUACAGCCGAAGGAAACUGUCCAAGAAGGCCAAAGACAAGGAUUUCACGGUGGAGGACGCUUUGGAGAGGAUAGUGCCCAAGAAUUUGUUACCACAUAGGAUCGAUCCGGAAAAGUUCAACAACAUCGAGGAUUCCAUGAAUACCAUGGAUUUGUACAACCUGUACAUGGAUAACAACACGGCGAAUUAUUUGUCGCCGAUUCAUUCGCCCAAAUCAGUCAAUUACGAACCUUAUUUCGGUACAGACAGAGAAAGCGAGGACGUCAAGCGAUUGUGGAAGAAACCCCGCGACUAUUGCGACGCCAUCGUCCUCGUCAAAGACCUGGUUUUCGGCCUGGCCGAGAUCUGGCAGCACAAGUGGCCUCAGGAGCUGAUCCCCCUGUACGUCGAGGCGUACGGCAUGUUUCGAGAGCACUGCGACCAGCCUCAGGACUUGUUCUGCAGCGAUCUGCCCUUCGAGGUGAUACGCAGCGAUGCCUUGGCGACUGUUUUGUACGGGGAGCUGGUCAGUUUCGGGUUCGACAGCAAGGAGUCCAUUCUUCCCACGUCCAUAGGUUACCUUCAAAUAGUCAGCGGCUGGCACGCAGACUGGAAAAAAGAGUCCUCAAUGUUCUUCAACCGCGUCCACUGGCUGCGAUCGCACCUCUUCCGCAAAGAGAACCUCAACGAUCUGGCCGUGAGGGCGCUCGAACUCAUCCAAGAGGUAAUUGGAGAGGAGGAGGAGGAGGAGGAGGAAGGUGUCGGGAGGAGGGAACGCCUGUACAUGUUGAGUCUGCCGAAUUGCGCCCGAUACGGGCUGAUCAGCAGAGAGAUCACGGAGAGGAUUCUGCGGCAUUUGGAUUUGAUCAGUUCGUUGGGGGAUGUCGAGGGGUUGUUCAAUGCCGAGAGGUAUGAGGAGGUGGCCGGGAUCGUGAAGUUGACGUUCAAAAGUGGCGGUACGCACCAUCAGGUGGGUAGAAUGGGCAGACCUGCCCAAUUGGGCAUUCUGAUGCACUCGCUGUGGUUCACCGAUCUGCCGCAGUGCUUCGUCUGGACGGAAGAAUGCUUGAACGAGUCUUUCGACCAAUACCUCAGGUUCAGCAAAGACCACGACAAGUGGAAGAGCGUAGUCGAAAAAUGUUUGGCCAUCCUGCAAGAGAUCAUCAAGAAAGAGACGGUCGCCGUCAUCGACUUAUUGGAAGAGGCAAAAAGGGCGAGAUUGGUCGAGACUUUGGCUAAAAUAGUUUCGAAACAGUUGAACGCCGACGCUAUGACCAACAUCCCUCUCAACUGCGUCACCCCGUGGAUUUUAUUGCACUAUAUUCUACAGAGGGAGGAACACAGACAAUAUGCAAGCAAAAGAAUGAGCCAAAGCAAACGUGAUAGAGUUGAUGAGAGCCAAAGCCAAAAAGAAGAGGAAAAUGAAUUACCAGCUUCUAUUGCAAUUCUGUUUUCAGCACACGAAUUUUUGGGUGCUAAAAAUUGGUGCAUGACGAAUCAAGGGGAGCUUUUGCAUUUUAUAUUGGACACUGUCUUAGACAGAAUCGAUACUCCCAUAUUUGAUAGAUUGAGAAAUAAGAUCGAUGUACAUAUUGAGCAAGCCAUGUUCUGUUUAUACCAACAUCCCAGCAAGAAAAAUAAGGUGUCGAGACAUCUAGCGGACCACAACGUGGACCCGUUGCCGUUGACUUGGGAACGAUCGUUCCAACUGUUCGAAUUCUACGGCCCCGAUAGCCUGCCCGAAUUCAAUUCGUACAAGAACGCCUCUGUCUCUGCCGAUUUGGAGCAGCUGCUCAAACGGAUUAUAGCGCUAGUCCCACAAACGUGCGCUCCCCAACAACACCUGCAAAAGGUCAUGGACUACAUUCACGGUAAGACGGAGGCAUUUCCUCAGGCGAUAGUGUUCCCCGACAAAGUGCGCUCCAUAUACUACCUCAUCGGCGACUUCUACUUCAAGCAGAGGGAGUUCGGCAAGUGCAUCAAGUACUUCCAGAUGGACCUGUGCAUCAACCCGCUGAGGCUCGAUUCGUGGGCCUGUCUAGGUUUGAGCUACGCAGCGCAGUUGGACGCCAAAUUGAACCACUGCGAACGGUUCAAGAGCGAAAUGGAGUUUCUGGAUAAGGCCAAGUACGCCUCGAUAUGCUUCGCGAAGGCUCUGGAAAUUUGUCCGGACCCGUUGAUGUUGUGGAUCGAAUGCGGCACUUUCCAGUAUACCGUGCACUCGUACUGUUCCAGAGUGCUCAAGUUCGAAUCGGAGAAUUUGAGCAUGGAAAAGUUUGAAUUUCUGGAAAACCAGAAGAAUAGUUAUUUAGACAGCUCGGGAAACAGUUUCGAAAAAGCGAUUGCAAUAUACGAAAUGGAAGAAGAAAUGAACGAUGCCGAUGAAAGGUGGCUGCAGUAUUAUAUUUUAGGAAAAAUAGCCGAGAAAAAACAGAAGGAGCCCAACGAAUAUCUACAGUAUUAUAUGACAGCUAGCACCCUGUUGGACGAAAACAAGGCAGAAUACCCCGAAAAAAUAAACUACAACAAUCCGCAACAUUUGGCGGUAGAAGCGUUAGAGCUUCACUACCGAAUCCACGCUUCAGUCUUGAAAUACCUAGAGUUGCACGAAGGCAAAGACAUCCCGAAUGCCAUCGGGACAUUUUUCAAAAAGUGUUUGGGUACUUCCAAGUUUUUGAAAAAACCUCCACCGCCUCCACCACCUCCAAAAACAGAAGAGCCAGCGAAAACAACUGAAAGUAACAGUGCCAGUUUUCAAGAUCAGUUCCUCAAUUCUCUGAACAAAAACAAUGAUGGCAAAAGAUUGUCGUUGGAUGAAGAUGAGAAAAAAGAAGAGGGAAAAUUCUCCACCAAUAAGGAUGAUACAACAAACGAAAAGCAAGACAAUGCCGAAGUAUCUGAUACGAAAAAAGAAACGCCAGAGGACAAAGAAAAAAUAACUGAAAGUGACGAGAAGAAGAAUCCAGUUCCUGAACCGAUCAAAACUGAAACCAUCAUCGACUUGGAUGAUAAUGAUGUGAUAAUGAUUUCAGAUUCUGAUGACGAUGGCGAGAAAAAACAGAAAGAAAGCAGCGUUACGAUUGGGGAUAAAAACUGUGAAAAAAAAGGGGAGGAAGAUGAGGAGAAUGUGGUGACGAUUUCGAAGAGCGAUAUUCUGUGCAAAGAAAGUGACGAUGACGAAACGAUUUUGAUAAGUGAUCCGGUGAAAGAUGUCAAUAAAACUGAGGCAACUAUUGUGAAAAGUGAUAAGGGAGAUGAAAUCGAUGAAAAUGUGGUGACGAUUUCAGAAGCAGAUGUUGGAAAAGUUGAGCCUAUUGAAGAUACAGGUGUUGGACCAACAGGUGACGCCAAAGAUGUCCAGAAAAUGUUCGAUAAAAUGAUGGAGCAAACAAUGAAAGAAACCGAAGAUCAACGAAUGGAAGUCGACUCUGACUUGAGCGGGACUGAAAAAAUCGAAGAAGUAGUUGUUGCCAAAGAAGAAAAAGAUGUCAUUGAGUCACAAAAAGAUGUCAGUGAGUCACAAAAAGAUGUCAUUGAGCUACAAAAAGAUGUCAUUGAGCCAGACAAAGAAGACACUAAGAAGGAAAAUGAAAAGGUCAAAACGGUCAAGAAAGAUGAGAUUGCCAAGUCGAAAAAAACAAAGUCCACUGAUAUGGAAACGGAUGCCGAUAAUGUGAGAACGUCUGUUGAAGAAGAUUCCAGUAGCAGUUCUAGUUCUUCGUCCAGUUCCAGCGACAGUUCAGAUUCUAGCGACGAUGACGAUAGCAGCUCGAAUUCUUCUUCCUCCUCGUCUGAUGCCUCCAACGAAUUUAUGUCGCAUACAGAAAUAUCACAAAUGAUCGAUAAAUGCGUGGCAGGUCUGGAGAUAUGCAUAACCAGGUUGGCGCAAAAUUACAAAGCCCUUUACCGACUGGCCCAUCUGUAUUUCAAUUACAAAUCGAAGAAAGACAUGGUGAAAUGCAAACAGCUCCUCAUGAGCGAGUACAAGUGCAAGGAUGGUACCGUAGUCGGUGGUCUGUUCAAUGAUAGAAAACCAACAAACUUUUUCAAUGGUAUUUGGAGGAUUCCCUCUACUGAAAUCGACAGGCCCGGUUCUCUCUCAGCUCAUAUGAGCAGAUGCAUUACGCUUCUUUUGCAAAUUCUCAGAACCACCAAUGACAAUAAAACGCUAACCGAUCUUAGUUUGCAACUGAGGAAAACUCCCGAACCCGAUAAGAUAUACAUUAAAGAUUCUGAACGCAUGGCCUUCUCCGAACAAGCCUUGACUAUGUGCUCCCAAAGUUUGAGAGGCCAAAUCAAAAAUGUGCCCAACAUGACGCACCAGCAAAUUAUCAAGUUGCUCCAUGAUAUAUUCAAGAUGUAUCAAAGGUUGCAGAAACAAUCACCUGCUAAGGAAAAUCAGUUCGCUAGUAUGCUCGUCGAAGUCUAUAAGAAGUUCAUCAAAGAGAAGAUUCCGGAGAGUGUUAAUGUUUUGGACCUUGCCACCAAAUUUUGUUUACAAAAUAAACAGGUCGAUAAGCAAAAGAUGCAACCACAGAAGAUGGUCGUUUUGAAUCCUAGAGGAACAGGACUUCUGAAUAAUCCGCCCGUCUUGCCCGCCCCUAUGCCCUACCCCCACCCUUCAACCUCAGUGGGGCAGGCGCAGCGCCGCCCACGCGGCCGCCCACCGCUGCCCAAGGCGCACGGAGGGCAGCCGAGAAGCAGGUCGCCCGCAGUCAGCCUGCCCAAAGGCACCAGCCUGCCCAACAAGAUGACGAAUAUGCCCAACAAAGCGGCUACGUUGCCCAAUACUAUGACUGGCCUGCCCAACAAAAUGCAGUCGUCUCCUUCUUCGUCGACGUUUUCGCCGUGGCAGAACCCUCUUCUAGACUAUUUGAAGCACUACCAGGACGAGCUGAUCAAGCAGUACAGCCAGAAUUUGAGCAUGACGCAGCUGGGGCAGUUGAGUCAGAUGUUAACGCAGGGCCAAAUCAACAAUCCUUUGACGGCUUCGGCGAUAGCCAAUCAGUUCCUGGCCCAGUCCGGUCUGCUGAAUCCCACUGCUCUGGUGAAGCAGAUGGGAGCUGUGGGAGCGAUGGGUCAGAGCAACAGUGCGCAGUUCAUGGAGAGCUUGAACCAGCUGUCGCCCAGCUUGAGAAAGAAAUUGGGCGUGGAUCAGCUGAUGCCGAAUUUGGGUGCAGGUGGUAUUCCGACGCCUAAGAUACCUACUGUUCCAACCAAGAUGGUAGCACCUCACACAAUGACUACGCCGUCCGGCAUAAUACAGAGCAAACCGAAAACAAGUUCGUCUGCACCUAAACCAACUUCUUCUUCCGUCCUCAAGCAAAAUUCGUCGGUUCCAACUAAAUCGGUUAUAACAGAAUCUAUGAAGAGCAAGCCGAAAAAUCAACCCAUCUUGAAGAAUAUUUCUGCUAGCGCAUCAAUUUUCAAAGGGCCAGCUGUGAUCAAAACCAGUUCUGCAGAUGAAAAAACCGCCAAAGAUCUGAUGAAGGACAGGCCAAAUAUAUCCAUAACUCCGGUCUCUGGUGGUUUACCCCCACCACCUAGUAUUUCACCUAGCUUCAUGAGACCACCGGUUACUACGAGUCCGUCUGGUGGAAAAACUCUGCAAGAAAAACUGGCCGACAAGAAGAAAGAACAGCUGAACAAACUGAAAGCCGCCAGCAUGGAGUCUGAGAAACGGUCGGCGACCGAGAACGCCAUGAAAAACCUCAACAUCCCCCCCUCGCUGGGACUGACCGCCGCCUCCCCUGCUGUCGCCGCCCCCAAACACAACAAACUGCCCGCCGAUCUGACUUUGCCGCCCAGCAUUUCCGUGUCGAAAUCCAACGUGCCGUUGCCCGCUCCGAGGUUCUCCCCGGAAUCGGGCGUUUCCAUCAGUCAGGUUCGUAAAACUAAAACUAAAGAGAAGUCAGUCACAGCCCCCAAAAAAGACACCAACGAGAUUCUUCUCGAUGUUGGGCUCGGCCCAGAAGUAAACAUUUCGAAAGUCCCGAAGGAGAAAGUUUCCCCGAAUACUUCCGAGGAAAAACGAACGGAAAAGUCUUCGAAAAUAAUUACUACUGUACAAAAAAAGUCGAAGUCUGGUGAUCCUGAUGUAGGUUCUAGGGAGAAAGCUAAGCUAAUCGCGAGUGUUUUUAAAGAUAGGAAAAAAGAAAAAGUGAAAGUAAAUUCAGUUCAGUCUAAGAAACUUGUGACAUCUCAAAAAAGUGAUCUGUCUGAUGAUGAUGUGAUUUGUAUCGAUUGAUAAUUCUUAUUAGGUUUACAUAUUUAAUGCUGUUGAUCAGUAUAGUGAUUUUCUUAUGUUUAAUUUUGAUAUUUCAAUUGUGAGUUUGUUUGAAAAGUGAAUUUUGUGAUAAUUGUAAUCUUGAGAUGAUAAUCCUCAAUAAAUUUCUAUUUCUAGC